AAUUAUUUGAAACUUUUGUUUGUUAACAGUAUGAAUAUUCUUGGAUGGACAAUUAUGGUUGCUAUGGGAGCUAAUGCGGCAACAAGGCUUGAAUCUAACUAUGAUUUUGUUAGGGUGUCUAAUGAACUUGGGGCAGGUCAUCCAAGGACAGCAAAGUUUUCUGUUGUUGUAGUUGUUAUAACUUCAUUCUCAAUAGGUGUUCUCCUUUCUCUUAUUUUGAUAAUUACAAGGAAGCAAUAUCCAUCUGCAUUUACAAAUAGUAAUGAUGUGAAAAGAGUGGUUUAUGCUCUCACUCCAUUGCUUGCAAUAUCUAUUGUAGUCAAUAAUGUUCAACCCGUUCUCUCAGGUGUGGCCAUUGGAGCAGGAUGGCAAGCGUUGGUUGCAUAUGUGAACAUUGGUUGCUAUUAUAUAUUUGGUAUUCCCCUAGGCCUUAUGAUGGGUUAUAAGCUUGAAAUGGGAGUUCGGGGCAUUUGGUAUGGAAUGUUAUCAGGCACUAUGGUACAAACACUAAUCCUAUUCUGGAUGACUCAUCGGACAAAUUGGAACAAAGAGGCUUCAAUGGCUGGGAUAAGGAUAAAGAGAUGGGGUGGUGAACCAGAAGUGAAGACAACGCUUUAGAGAAGUAAAAUAGUGGGCAAAAUACGGCACACGGCCGGUAGCCUUCAGGAGUUCUCUUUAAAGCUUUAAUUAUUUUAUUUCUAGGAGUAGCAAACAAUGUUUAACAAACUUUUCAUUCCGAAUUCUCGAAAAGGAACAACUUCCAAGUAUCAUUACUUGUAGAUUAUGUAUUGCUUAUUAACUAUGAUUUUUUGGUAUCAAUAACUUGAGAUUUUUUGGACUUAAUUGAUG
This is a messenger RNA of Phoenix dactylifera (date palm), 849 nucleotides long. Lineage: Eukaryota; Viridiplantae; Streptophyta; Magnoliopsida; Arecales; Arecaceae. The record is from RefSeq and is a predicted model, not a curated record.